Molecule: messenger RNA, 2678 nt
Organism: Engraulis encrasicolus (European anchovy)
Lineage: Eukaryota; Metazoa; Chordata; Actinopteri; Clupeiformes; Engraulidae
Gene: ccdc74a
Exons: 6
Coding region: 1283-2041 (252 amino acids)
Source: RefSeq, a predicted model, not a curated record
GUCAGCUUGAAUGUCAGCCGCCUUGGCAACAUCAGAAACUCCCAUUGUUGACUUUUCAACUGAACCCACCCAAGGUGACUUGGUAAAAUGUAGCCUCUCCCCAUGCAUGUUGAUUGACAAGUCAGACACUUUACUCUGACAAGACGUUUUGGAUGCAUGCAUGGAAAAGACUUGUUCAAGUGAUAUUUCUGUAACGUGGUAUUAUUGACCAUGAUACUCAUAUGAAGUAGGUGCUUACCGACAGGGAAAGUUCUCUCGAGUGGAGUUCGAGAAAUGCGUGCCAAGGUGGGCUUGGAGAUGCUACAGCCGGGACCACUGCCCUAGUCACGGGACUGGGCGCGCCGUGCGCUAGAGUUACCAUCAUCACCCCCAACAGGUCUCAAGGGCAGGUGCCAAUUUAUAUAGCAAAGAUUCGGUACUUCAGUCGGAUGGAUCAUUCUCGACUCACGGAAAUGAAAGCGGCAUCUCUGGAAAGGGACAUUCAGUUCUUACAUCAACAACAUAGGCACACCCUCGACGAUCUGCAUGUCGAAAUUGAUAACCUUAAACGUCAAAACAAAGGUACGACACUUUCAAUGAUUUGUCAAGAAGCGAUAUGGUGGGCGUAAAGUGAGGAGAAAAAGAACUUAGUUGACUUGCCAUGGAAGACGACGAUUAAGGCGCGUGCGUCUUUGAAGUCGGUCACGCGCGCUCUCAGCAGCAGCUAGCCAUUUAACUGUAAUUUGGUGUAAGUGAAAGUUUUGCAAUUGAUUCAUCAACUACUGCUUUAAGUGAUUAUAAGUAACUGUAAGUAAUCUCAAUUCCUCUUACAUUCUUAAUGGCGGUUCCCAAUGUCCAAUGUGAAGUGAGGAUGAGAUGGACGUUGAUUGAAGUGACACUUUAUAUUGGCCGGUCAGGAAGGGUUGCCUGGUGACGAGCACUUGUGCUGAAGGAAAGAAACGACGGAUGAAUGCCGCCAAUUGUGUCUCGAGGCCCCCAUGUAAAGCACAGUGGGUGGCAAAACUGUGUAUCACUUUACAGGACUGACCAGCGCUCCCUCAGUGUAGCGUCUGCUUUCAGAUCCAUCAGGAGAUUUUUUCAAUCCAGUUUAAAAGAAGCAAAAGGAUUAUCUUCCUCUUCCUGAUGAAGCAUUAAUAGGCAUACACGACACCGUUGUUCAGCAAGAGUGCUUUUACAAGAGAUUAAAUGCUGCGUUGCGGUUUUAUAUACAGCCACAAUGAGAUAGGCCCCUAUCAUCUCCCCUGUUACUAACGGCGACCUAGAACUGCACUUCAAGCUGACCAUGGAGCCAUUGAAGUCAUGCAGAAAAGGCUCAAGCUACAGAACUCCAAGGCCUCAGCCAGAGGGCCAGAGAUUCCUGCCAGAGAGGGGAGUCAUUCUGGAGCAUGAUCCCAAUGUUCCGCAGGACAAGAUGGGUCUAAGUGGUCCACCAGGGAAUCCAGUUGGUCCCAGUGCCGCAAGUGCUGCUGAAGGCCCCAGCCUAUCCAAGCAGCAGCAGCAGCAGCAGCAGCCACAGCAGCAGGGCAGUGGGUCUCAGCAGCAGCUGAUGGGGGGGCUGAUCACCUCGCUGCAGCCCCUGAUGAUCCACUGCAGCCCCCAGCAGCCGCCUCGGCCCCCCACCCUGCAGGAGUGCGAGGUCAUCAUACGCCAGCUGUACAACGCCAACAGUCUGCAGUCCCAGGAGAUUAUGCACAUCAAAGCUGUACUGAGGGAUAUCAUCUUCAGUAAGAAGAUCUCGCCAGAGAAUUACAUCAUAACCAAGGCCUACCUGGGCAGUGGCGACAGAGCGGUGGACACAUCAAGGUUUCCAAAUCUACCUCUGCGUCAACUACCAAAGAGAAUAGUUUCCCAGGUGAGCCUGGCGAAGAGGGUGAUCCUGCCCGCCCUGAGGCAGAGCCAGGGCAUGAGCAUUGCAGAGCGGCAGCGGCGCGUGCAGGCCACCAGGGCCCAUCUAAAGAGGAGCGUCCUCCAUAAAGAUACCACCCAGAGACAGCCACCUGCGCCUUCAAAGCACCUCUACCACAACUUCAACACUGGCUAAACUCAAUAGGCCAACUAGGGGUAUCUGGUUCAGUAGUAACAUUGACAUUGACACAAGUUAACAUUGAUAUAGUGGCAAAUCAUCUAAUAUAGUGUGUCUCAACGGGGGCAUUCAGUACAGCCCCCCCAGGGAGAGUUGAGAAGGAAUCAACUGAGUGGGGGCUGGGCUUAUGGGUUACCAUUGGAGGGCAUUAGUCUAUUUUAUUUUUCAAUACUAAGGGGGGCAUUGGCAGGCCUAUGAUGAGGACAAGGGGGCAUUGGGAGGCUUAUGAUGAGGUCAAGGGGGUGUUUGUUCAAAAAAGGUAGAGAACCACUGAUCUAAGAGAUAAGCCUGGAGACCUAAUUUUCUUAAGUAAAUUACACACGUGGGCCACCUACUAGCAUGUUUACCACUCUGUGUAGGUUAACAUGUUCAGCCACCAGGGCCCAUCGGAAGACCAUGAGACCACAAGAAAGCACCCAGAAGACACCCACGCCUUCUAAACACUCCUAUCACAACUUCAACUCUUGCAUUCACCUCAUUUCUGAACCGCUUCAUCUGUAAAUUAUUUAUUAAUCGCGUUUAAGAAUUUUGACAUUUCAAUUAUUUAUAAAUGAUACUAUUUUCAGUAUUCAUCAUGGUAUUCAUCAUAUUAAAA